AUGCGUUUGGAUGACGCGCGCGCAACAGGAGCGACUCCAACCUGCGCGUUUCUCCAUCUCAGACCUGAUGCUUUACGCGCUCUGUUCGCUUCACCUGGCACUCACAAUACCUGCUUUCUCCAUGCUUCAGCAAUGAAUUUUUCAAACAACGAAAGCGACCCUUUUGGUCGGAACGAGGAGGUGGCCAAGCUGGAGAUCACGGUGCUGAGCGUGACCUUCGCCGUGGCCGUCGCGGGAAACCUCAGCGUCCUGGCAGCGAUAUGCAAGACGAAAAAGAAGCCGUCGCGCAUGCACCUCUUCAUCAAGCACCUGAGCCUGGCAGACCUGGUAGUGGCCUUUUUUCAAGUGUUACCGCAGCUGUGUUGGGAGAUCACGUUCCGCUUCUACGGUCCUGACUUUCUGUGCCGGAUCGUGAAGCACCUCCAGGUGAUGGGUAUGUUUGCGUCCACUUACAUGAUGGUGAUGAUGACGGUGGACCGCUACAUCGCUAUAUGCCACCCAUUGAAGACCCUGCAGGUGCCCACACGCCGGUCCUACGUCAUGAUCGCCAGCACGUGGCUGGGCAGCCUUGCGCUCAGCACCCCACAGUACUUUAUCUUCUCCCUCAGCGAGAUCCGUAAUGGCUCGGACGUCUACGACUGUUGGGGCCACUUCAUCGAGCCGUGGGGCAUCCGUGCCUACAUCACCUGGAUCACAGUGGGCAUCUUCCUCGUGCCCGUCGUUGUGCUGAUCAUAUGUUACAGCUUCAUAUGUCACAGCAUCUGGAGGAACAUCAGGUGCAAGACCAGAAAUAGGGCAUGUAAACACGGGCUAACAGGGAACAGCUCUGUGAGCAGUGUGACCACUAUAUCUAGAGCCAAACUCAGGAGCGUCAAAAUGACAUUUGUCAUCGUUCUGGCUUAUAUAGUCUGCUGGGCGCCGUUUUUCACCGUGCAGAUGUGGUCUGUUUGGGAUAAAAACUUCCUCUGGGAUGAUUCGGAGAACACGGCCGUGACGCUCUCAGCCUUGCUGGCGAGCUUGAACAGCUGCUGUAACCCCUGGAUCUAUAUGAUCUUCAGUGGACAUCUCCUUCGGGAUUUUACACACUGCUUCCUUUGCCGUCAGAAAACGCAAAGAAAUGACAAGAAACAUGAUUCAGACAGCAGCAUAAGGAAGACCAUUCUACUCACCAGGAUCCCCAAUCGGAGCUCCAUAUGUGGUUUAAAUGACCUUGAGCAUCCCUUGAAAUCUACUCAGCUGGAGACGUGA
Molecule: messenger RNA, 1248 nt
Organism: Tachysurus vachellii
Lineage: Eukaryota; Metazoa; Chordata; Actinopteri; Siluriformes; Bagridae
Gene: avpr1aa
Product: arginine vasopressin receptor 1Aa
Exons: 2
Coding region: 1-1248 (415 amino acids)
Biological process (GO): regulation of systemic arterial blood pressure by vasopressin; G protein-coupled receptor signaling pathway; positive regulation of vasoconstriction
Cellular component (GO): membrane
Molecular function (GO): peptide binding; vasopressin receptor activity
Source: RefSeq, a predicted model, not a curated record